AUGCUUAAAGCCAACGGCCACAAAAUAGAUCUUGACCACUUAGACUUAAACCGUACCUACACGUUUGAAGAAUUCGAAUUCAUUAAUGAACAAUUAAAGACACAUACCUUGGAGAUCAACGAGACCCCUGUGGAUCUAUUUGAGUUCAAUAAAGGAAAAAUCCUUCCAAUGCCCCAAAAUCCGAUAAGUAAGGAAGCUGUAGUUUGUGAAAUUUCUAGACAACUUAGCAAUUGGAAUGUGCAGACUCGUCAAAAUGGAAUUAUCACUACAUCUCAGGGUGGAUUUGAUUUCAAAAUUUCUGGUCAACGGGCAAUUCGUACACCUGAUGUUGCAUUUAUCCCAAAGAAUAUUUACCGUUCACUUAAUCAUCAACAACAAUGGACCUUCAUGGGUCAGCCAUUUACGCCUACCUGCGUUGUAGAGGUCGCAGUUACUCAAGAAGGAUACCAAGAAUUCAAUGAUUUAGAUCAAAAAUUCAGGGAAGUUUACUUUGCAACGGGCUCGUCAGUUGAGCUUGGUUGGUUAGUGGACCCACAAAAUAAGCAGAUAUAUAUUUACAGACGGAGGGCUAAUAGGGUUGUUUAUCGAACUUCACAUGGCUGGAAUAAUGUAAAUGGUGGCAAUGUUUUGCCAGGAUUCACACUUGAAGUAGAGAAAAUUGAUGAUGCAAUUUCACAGAAAUCCUCGGAAUCAUCAUCAUCAGAAAGUGAUGAAACAAUUAACUGUCCUAAAUGCGGUGCAACUUUCUCAAAUGAUUACACUUUCAUGAAACACUACGAAGAUAAUCAUGCUCGUAAAUGGCGUAAAAAAGAGUGA
Molecule: messenger RNA, 816 nt
Organism: Entrophospora sp. SA101
Lineage: Eukaryota; Fungi; Glomeromycota; Glomeromycetes; Entrophosporales; Entrophosporaceae
Source: the annotation of a GenBank genome assembly